This is a messenger RNA of Alternaria atra, 915 nucleotides long. RefSeq lists its product as uncharacterized. The record is from RefSeq and is a predicted model, not a curated record. Gene Ontology annotation, biological process: Golgi organization. The transcript is spliced from 3 exons. NCBI's taxonomy places the organism in Eukaryota, Fungi, Ascomycota, Dothideomycetes, Pleosporales, Pleosporaceae. The coding region runs from base 1 to 915 and encodes 304 amino acids. Gene Ontology annotation, cellular component: membrane; endoplasmic reticulum-Golgi intermediate compartment; endoplasmic reticulum.
AUGGCGCAGAUACGCGGCACAGCUGGCUACCAUCUGGGCAACCAAAGCCCAUUCGGCAACUCGGGGCGCAACGACGAGAGCAGAAAUGACCCCAGUCCGCUCGAUCAAUUGAGGGCGCAGACAAGCAAGCUCGAGGACAUGCUGGACACUGUCGCCGACCCCAUCAAGCCUUACCUACCUGGCAUCGGCCGCUUCCUCAUCGUCGUUACUUUCCUCGAAGAUGCCCUAAGAAUCGUUACACAAUGGACUGAUCAGCUCACAUACCUACACGACUACCGCCACAUCUGGAACGGAGUCACACACCUCUUUCUCAUCACCAACAUCAUCUUCAUGAUCGUCUGCUCGUUUGGUGUCAUCUUCCGCAAAUACUCUGAAUACAGCGUCGCGGGCCUCAUGGCCGUCGUCGUUUUACAAGGAAUCGGUUACGGGCUUGUCUUCGACCUCAACUUCUUCCUGCGCAACCUGUCUGUCAUGGGCGGUCUGCUUAUGGUAUUGUCUGACUCCUGGGUCCGCAAGAAGUUCGCGCCUGCUGGCCUACCCCAACUCGACGAGAAGGAUAAGAAGAUGUACUUCCAGCUUGCUGGUCGUGUCUUGCUCAUCUUCCUCUUUGUCGGAUUCGUUUUCCGUGGUGACUGGGGCUUCUGGAGAAUCAUUGCUAGUCUUUUGGGACUUGUGGCUUGUGUCAUGGUUGUUGUUGGUUUCAAGGCCAAGUUCUCGGCCAUUAUGCUGGUGCUUAUUCUCAGCGUCUUCAAUCUCUAUGUCAACAACUGGUGGACACUGCACCCGCACCACCCCCACAAGGACUUUGCCAAGUACGACUUCUUCCAAAUCCUUUCCAUUGUUGGCGGCCUCCUCUUGCUGGUCAACAUGGGCCCCGGUCAAUUUUCCGUCGACGAGAAGAAGAAGGUCUACUAG